Messenger RNA from Rubroshorea leprosula, 1784 nucleotides. Lineage: Eukaryota; Viridiplantae; Streptophyta; Magnoliopsida; Malvales; Dipterocarpaceae. The record is from the annotation of a GenBank genome assembly.
CCGGACGAAAUUGCCCUCGUUAUCUUCUACUCGGAAAUUAUACUCAGAGCUAGUAGUAGUAGUUAAAUUUAAUUCAGCUUUCCGUUUGGAUUCUGGUUUUCUUCCCCUCCACGUUUUUCGAUCAGCUGUCAUCACUGAGCUGAUGUUGCACAGAUCUUCACUUCUCUCUUCUUCAAAUCCAAUCUCGCCUCCUAAGCCUUCAGGCGCUUCUCCUCCGCUCGGACUACUCCCUCGCCGGAUCGCCGCUUUCUCCAAUCUCCAACUGACGGUGGCACGCGCGCAAAUUUACAGAACCAUCUGUUCUUCUUCUCUGCGCUGUUCCGGUAAUUCCCUGUGAAACGACUUGGCCUUUACUACUGUUGCUUAAGGGUUAUUGUAGUAAAAUUACACGAUGGAUAGAUGUUUUAGGAAAGGAUAAUUCAAUCUGGAAGUAAUAAAGUACUUUUAUUGUUAUUGGUCAACUCUUAUGCAUCUCCUCCGCCAAGUCUCUGGCGUCUGACUGGUGCAUUGUUGAGUUUGAGCAGCGACGGAGAGUGACUCAGGAUCUGAUCGGAAAAUGGCGUCUCAAGAUGAUCGAGAUCCCAGAAUUGCGAGAAUUUCGUCUGCCAUUCGAGUUAUCCCAGACUUUCCAAAGAAAGGGAUUUUGUUUCAAGAUAUAACAACCUUGCUUCUUGAUAUAAAGGCUUUUAGGGAUACUAUUGAUUUGUUUGUAGAAAGGUACAGAGGGAAAGAUAUCUCUGUUGUUGCAGGUGUUGAAGCAAGGGGGUUCAUAUUUGGCCCUCCUAUCGCAUUGGCUAUUGGGGCAAAGUUUGUUCCUAUGAGAAAACCUAAUAAGUUGCCUGGGGAGGUUAUAUCAGAAGAGUAUUCUUUGGAGUAUGGAACAGACAUAAUGGAAAUGCAUGUUGGUGCUGUACAACCAGGAGAACGUGCUUUGGUAAUAGAUGAUCUUAUUGCAACUGGUGGGACCUUAUGUGCUGCAAUCAAGCUACUUGGUACUUAAAUUUCUUCAUCAUUUGCAAGACAUUAUGCUCACCUUUCCCCCCUGUAAUAUGCUAACAAUGUUUUUUGAAUAAUUGUUUUUGCUCAAUUUCCAGCAUUUUUAUAGAAUCACAUGAAAUUCUGUGGAAGCUAUUGAAAUUUCUGUUCUGGUUACCUUUACUUGCUUUGGUACUGUUGAAUUAUCUCCAAAGAAACAUGCUUUUGACUAGUAACCUGUUGGUUUGAGUAGGAGGAGCUCAGUUCCUUUUAACUAAAGUCUCUGUGUAGUAGUUCGGGAUUUAACCCUUCUCUUGCUCUUCCUAAUGUUUUAAGAAUAUUGCCACCUACUGUGUUAGUUUCUUGUUGCAGAGCGUGUUGGAGUGCAUGUUGUUGAGUGUGCUAGUGUUAUUGAAUUGGCAGAGCUAAAGGGUAGGGAAAGGUUAGGAGAUACACCACUAUUUGUUCUCGUAAGCUCUUGAGCCAACAACUCUAGCUGUAGAAAUGCUUGUUUCCGGGGUGGAGUUUUACUGAAAGCCUGGCAAAUCUUAUUCAAAUAAAAGGGCUGUGUCUUGUGAUAAUGGACAUUCGAAGUUGAAAUAAGAUGUGGGGUCAUAAACUUAUCUUUGGCUCCCAUCCAGUUUCUUUAGAUAGAAAUUGCUGAGGGGACUACGGUCCUGCUCGUUGGAGCUGAUUGAAUCCCUUUUAUGAUAAUGAAAAUGGGUUUGUAAGGCGUUGGUGAGAAGAGAUUCUGUUUCUUACUUUGUAAUAACAGACCUUAAUCCAGAUUUUGAGAUUCUGUUUUUUAA